Messenger RNA from Scutellospora calospora, 731 nucleotides. The record is from the annotation of a GenBank genome assembly. Lineage: Eukaryota; Fungi; Glomeromycota; Glomeromycetes; Diversisporales; Gigasporaceae.
AUGGAUAACGAACCGAUAAACGAGUCAUCGACAAAUUUUACGUUACCACCACGUCCCCCUCCAUUACCAAACACGUUUCUUGACUUACUUAAUAAUACUUAUGAUGACGCGGAUAUAGUACAUAUGCUUGCUGAAACAGCAGAUAUGUCUACUUUAGAAUCUUCGUCUACAUUUAUGGAUGAAAUUCCAGUAUUUAAACAACCAAACCCACCAGAAUUCAUGCCAUUCGAAGAUUUAUCUCAAGCAAUUGGGAAAGAUCUUACUACUGGUGAUGUCGUUCCUCAUUUAUGGCAAAAUUUGGAAAGUGAAUGGAAUGAAUUUAAUAAAGAUUUGAGAAUUACUAGUGGAAUAGGAAAAAUUCGGAAAGGAAGGAAUGGUCCAAGAACUCGCACUUUGUCACCUAUGUUAAAGAAAUUAUUAGGAGAUGCGAACUUACAUUAUGUCAAUAAAGAAUACCCUGAAGCAACUGCAAUUCUUCAAGAGAUUGUAAAGAUUGAUCCGAAUAUUCAUAUUGCUUGGUUUACAUUAGGAACUAUACAAGAUGAGAUGGGAUGUCCGGACAAAGCUUUGCAAUUAUACUUGGUUGCUGCACAUUUAACACCAAAAGAUGGUUCUUUAUGGAAAAGAUUAGGUUUGUCAAGCAAAAAUCAAAAUGCUCUUCAUCAAGCAAUAUAUUGCUUCUCCAAAGCGAUUAGAUGUGAUCCUAAUGAUGAAGAUGCAAUUUGGGAUAG